Molecule: messenger RNA, 612 nt
Organism: Acanthosepion pharaonis
Lineage: Eukaryota; Metazoa; Mollusca; Cephalopoda; Sepiida; Sepiidae
Source: the annotation of a GenBank genome assembly
AUGUUCUCUUUCUCUUCUUUUAUCCUGAUGUUUCUCUCUUUCUCUCCUUUUCUGUGUUUUUUUUGCUCUUUUAUCCCAAUGUUCUCUUUCUCUUCUUUUAUCCUGAUGUUUCUCUCUUUCUCUCCUUUUCUGUGUUUUUUUGCUCUUUUUUAUCCCAAUGUUCUCUCUCUCUCCUUUUAUCCUGAUGUUCUCUCUCUUUCUCUCCUUUUCUGUGUUUUUUGCUCUUUUUAUCCCAAUGUUCUCUUUCUCUCCUUUUAUCCUGAUGUUCUCUCUCUUUCUCUCCUUUUCUGUGUUUUUUGCUCUUUUUAUCCCAAUGUUCUCUCUCUCUCCUUUUAUCCUGAUGUUCUCUCUCUUUCUCUCCUUUUCUGUGUUUUUUGCUCUUUUUAUCCCAAUGUUCUCUUUCUCUCCUUUUAUCCCGAUGUUCUCUCUCUCUCUCUCUCCUUUCUGUUUUUCAUUUCCCAUUUUGUGUUUCGUUCUUCCUAUAUGAGAAUAAUUUUUAUGAGUGCUUUUUCAUUGUGUGACUUGUUAACUAGUGACUCAAUCAGCAGAAAUAAAGUGAAAAAAUACUGGAAUCUUUUCCUAGCUUUUAGGAAAUCAUUUUUCCUGAGUUGA